AUGAACACGAGCGUUCUGUUAUUCGAACUCGACACCGUCGAUGACUUCCGCCUUGCUGCUAUCGAUGUCAUAGCGUUCAUUAACCGCCCUGCCUUCUUGGACGAGAGAGCCAUGAGCCGCUUCUAUCGUACUGGAGACCUUGUGCGCUACGAGGUCUCCAGCAGCAUCAGAUUUGACGGCCUAAAUACGAGUCCAACGCCUGGAGCUUUCAGAAGUGAUUAUUGCGCCUCUGACAUCCUCAACCUUAGCAUAGACGUCGCCGCUGAGGUUUUCACCUCUGCCCAGAAGGACCCGCUGGUCGCGUUUGUUGAAGGCUCCAAACCGUCGGCAAAAUCAGAACUGCAAUCACGACUUCCCACUAGACUUCAAGAAUACAUGGCCCCUUCCCACAUAUGCCUCCUCCAACAACUACCACGCUUCACCGCAUUGAAAAAGUUGAACAGGAACGAACUACGCGUGCUCGGCGCCGCCCUGGCGCUCAACGCUGCCAUUUAUCUGCCUGCCAAAGAGCAGGCUCACGGGCACACGGAGGUGCUGCUGCAACGCCUGUGGAGUGAAGCUUUCGGCAUUACGCCGCUGCAGAUUGGUGCACACGACGAAUUCUUUUGUCUUGGUGGGGAUUCGUUGAAAGCCAUGAAGCUGGCUGGCGCAGCUCGCAGGCGAGGCUACACGCCCAGCGUCGAGAUCAUCAUGAACAAGCCGACAUUCCUUCUCGCCGUCAAUCACGGCGGCACGCUGGCCAGCUUCCGUAGCCAGCUGGUCAAGGAGACGGGCAUUGUGGCUGACCUCAUCGGGGAUGCGUACCCCUACACUUCCUUGCAGGAACGUCUCUUAACGGCAUCUCUAAGGCAACCUUGUGCCUACAUUUCCCAUUGGAUCGUCGAAAUCGGUCUGCAAGAUGAUUGUGAGCGCCUAAAACAAGCUUGA
Molecule: messenger RNA, 927 nt
Organism: Lasiodiplodia theobromae
Lineage: Eukaryota; Fungi; Ascomycota; Dothideomycetes; Botryosphaeriales; Botryosphaeriaceae
Product: Nonribosomal peptide protein
Exons: 3
Coding region: 1-927 (308 amino acids)
Biological process (GO): amino acid activation for nonribosomal peptide biosynthetic process; secondary metabolite biosynthetic process
Cellular component (GO): cytoplasm
Molecular function (GO): phosphopantetheine binding
Source: RefSeq, a predicted model, not a curated record